Brachypodium distachyon (stiff brome) is the source of this 2258-nucleotide messenger RNA. RefSeq names its product PH, RCC1 and FYVE domains-containing protein 1. NCBI's taxonomy places the organism in Eukaryota, Viridiplantae, Streptophyta, Magnoliopsida, Poales, Poaceae. Bases 677 to 1726 code for a protein of 349 amino acids. The transcript is spliced from 4 exons. The record is from RefSeq and is a predicted model, not a curated record.
AGCUAAACCUUAUUCAAGUAUCAAAAAUAAUACCUGGACAACGUACGGCUAUCUUCCUGCGAUAUCCAAGACCUGAUAAAGAGUAUCAGUCGUUCUCCCUCAUAUAUGGCCAGAGAUCAUUGGAUCUGAUCUGCAAAGAUAAGGAUGAGGCAGAAGCCUGGUUUGUUGGUUUAAAGGCACUUAUUUCCGGAAGAAGCUGUAAGUGGCCAAGAGAAACAAAAAAUGAUAAAGCUUCUUAUAGGCCAAUUAACCAUUCGCGUGGAGAUUCACCAUUUGCAUCUCGUGUUAUAAUACUGAUGUUGAAAGUAAGGAGAGCAGUAGAGUUAGUAGUACAGGUUCAGUUAGUACUUCCAACUCCAUUUUAUCCGGAAGUGCAGAUACCUCAAAUGGGGGAUUACCUGGAGUUGCUAAUAAUGUCACAGUUAGCCAUUCAAGUGCAGUAAGUUCAUGCAGCUAUGGAUCAAGUGAUGAUUUUGAUUCAUUGGGUGAUGUUCUCAUUUGGGGCAAAGGAGUAGGUGAUGGCACACUUGCUCAUUCUUCGGAUUUAUCUGGAAAAUCAUACUCUUGUAGCAUUGAUGCAUCUAUACCGAAGGCACUGGAAUCGACAAUUCUGCUGGAUAUUCACGGUAUAGCUUGUGGGAGUAAGCAUUCAGUUCUGGUUACUAAACAAGGAGAAAUGUACAGUUGGGGUGAAGAGUCAGGUGGUAGGCUCGGACAUGGAGUUGAUACUGAUGUUAUCCACCCUAAGGUUAUUAGUACCUUGAGUGCCAUUAGUAUUGAAUCAGUUGCAUGCGGGGAAUUUCAUACUUGUGCUGUUUCUUUUUGUGGGGAUCUGUACACAUGGGGUGAUGGGAUGCACAAUUUUGGUCUUCUUGGUCAUGGGAAUGAUACCGCUCAUUGGAUUCCAAAGAAGGUAUGUGGCCUAUUGGAAGGACUGCACAUCUCAUCAGUAUCAUGUGGACCUUGGCAUACAGCUGUUGUGAGUUCAGCAGGCCAAUUGUUCACUUUUGGUGAUGGGGUAUUUGGUGCAUUGGGCCAUGGAGAUCGCCGAAGCACAACUGUUGCAAGGGAAGUGGACUCUCUAAGAGGCAUGCAUACCAUACGUGCAGCUUGUGGUGCUUGGCAUACAGUUGCCAUAGUUGAGGUUGUAGAUUCUCCCAGUUUCGGUACAUCUUCUAAACUAUUCACAUGGGGAGAUGGGAAUAAAGGUCAACUUGGACAUGCUGACAGAGAAACAAGGCUCAUCCCAACCAAUGUGGGAUCACUUUCCAAUCCCAGAUUUUGCCAGGUAGCUUGUGGGUAUGACAUUACCGUUGCUUUAUCAACUUCUGGGGAAGUUUACACAAUGGGCAGUAAUGCUUUUGGACAACUUGGAAAUCCAAUAACCAAUGGGAAACUCCACACUCUUGUUGAAGGGAGCAUCUCCAGUAGUUCUGUUGAAGAAAUAGCCUGUGGUUCUCAUCAUGUUGCUGUUCUAACUUCUAAAGCUGAAGUUUAUACUUGGGGCAAGGGUGCAAAUGGUCGUUUAGGGCAUGGCAAUAAUUUUGAUAGGAAUACCCCAACUCUUGUUGAAGCUUUGAAAGAUAAGCAAGUCAAGAGUGUGGUAUGUGGUAUAGAUUUCACUGUUGUUGUAUGUCUCCACAAGUGCACAUCUGGUUUAGAUCAGUCAAUAUGCUCGGGCUGUCAUUUACAAUUUGGUUUUAGAAGAAUGAGACAUAAGAUAUAACUGUGGCUUUAGUAUAUUGCAAAUAAUGCAGUAAUAGAAAAUCAAUGAAAGCUUCUUUGGCUCCAAAUUCGCAAAAUCCAUAUCUGGUAUGUGAUGAGUGCUACGCCAAACUUAAUACUGCAUGGGAGAGUAAAAAUCUGCAGAGCUCAAAGAAUCUCAAUGGAAAUCCACAUCAAUUGUCCAGUGAAGCAACUGAGAGAGAAAACACAGUAAAGAAUUUGCGAGUGCGACUAUCUAGGCUUUUGACUGUGGAAUCAUUCAAGCCUGAAGGUAAACACUCACGGAGUAACAGUCGGUUUCCUCUUCAUCAUUCUGGAAACUUAAGCCUGAGUGGUAUAAACUUUGUUGGCAAUUCCAAGGAAUUGAUUUCUUCUUUCAAUCCUACCUCAAUGACGUCGCCUUUGUCCUCUGGACCAAAUUCACCACAUCUUACAAAUAGAUUAGCUACAUCUGGCUUAACAUCGCCAAACUCUGCCUGUACAUACGAGUCAAAUAAGAAUCUGCCAGUAACCGAUGUUUCUUAUUUCCAGAA